Molecule: messenger RNA, 979 nt
Organism: Synchiropus splendidus (mandarinfish)
Lineage: Eukaryota; Metazoa; Chordata; Actinopteri; Syngnathiformes; Callionymidae
Gene: gsx2
Product: GS homeobox 2
Exons: 2
Coding region: 15-731 (238 amino acids)
Biological process (GO): regulation of DNA-templated transcription
Cellular component (GO): nucleus
Molecular function (GO): DNA-binding transcription factor activity, RNA polymerase II-specific; sequence-specific double-stranded DNA binding
Source: RefSeq, a predicted model, not a curated record
ACCACCCAUCCACCAUGUCCAGAUCUUUCUACGUCGACUCUUUAAUCAUCAAGGACACGGUGAGACCCGGGCCCACGGAGCACCACCCGGGUCAGGACUUCCUUAUACCCCUCAGCAUGCACUCACCCAGCGUUAUGACGGUCACGGCACCGGUGUGUCCGUCCAGGAAGAGCGGGACGUUCUGCGUCUGCCCCUUGUGCGUCACGUCCCACAUCCACUCAUCCCGCAGCGGCAUUCCAAUCUUGAAAGGCCAGUUCCCUGGAGCCGACGCGCAAUACUGUCCGAGGAUAGCGCACCAAUCUGCGGCACUUGCUCACCCCGGGCACACACCUGUUGGCACACCAACGUUCAGCGUCACGGACCCUCGGAGGUACCACUGUCUCUCAAUAGGCGCGUCUGAGAGCGCUCACAUCCAGAACGGCAAGCGAAUGCGCACCGCUUUCACCAGCACGCAACUUUUAGAACUGGAAAGGGAGUUUUCCACAAACAUGUACCUUUCGAGACUUAGACGAAUCGAGAUUGCUACGUACUUGAACCUGUCGGAGAAGCAGGUGAAGAUCUGGUUCCAGAACCGAAGAGUGAAGCACAAGAAAGAAGGCAAAGCCACGCAGAGGAGCGCGCACAGUGGCUGCAAGUGCACUGGCGCGCACACGGACUAUCCACGAUCAGAGGACGAGGAGUCUCUGUCUCCAGCGUCUGCCUCUGAGGAGAAAGAGGUAACCCUCAUAUGAGCGUGUCCCAUGCACCUGUUUACCCCAAAACCUGUGGAUUUUUCUGCAUGAGAAGACAAGUCGUCUGCGACGCUCCUCGCAUCGUUCAAUGGAAUUACUGUGAAUGCGCCCAAAUGAAACUGGUGUUGAGACUCUCUCCAUGUUUUCUCUGCAAGUUAAAAUGUAUCUUCCCAGUUUUUUCUCCGGUUAUACGGCCAAUUUGUGAAAUGAAGUCCGCCAUGCAAAAGUAUUUGUAUAUUCUGUAUUUA